AUGGCGCUCACAUCCCGCAUCUCCCUGACUGGCCCGCCCGCCGAGUCCCCCGAGGACUACCUCAUGUCCUCCCUCGGCGUAAUCUUCCCCGACGACGUCACAAACCAACACGGCGACGCCGUAAACGGCAUCGAAUACACCUCCCCGCACCUCCGCCGUCCCCUGACCUUUGAGCUCGCCGAGCCCGACGCCGCCGACGACCGCAAGCUCUUCAGCCACUACCUCUGGAACUCGAGCCUCCAGCUCGGCGAGUUCGUCGAGGCCGGCACCCUGGGUAUCGACACCGCCGUGCCCCUCCGUCUCGGGCCCCCACUAUCGCACUUUGACGUCCGCGGCAAGACAACCCUCGAGUUGGGCGCCGGCACCGCCCUGCCGAGCAUCAUGUCCGCCCUCCUCGGCGCGGAACGCACCGUGCUGACGGAUUACCCCGCCCCGGCCGUCAUGAAGUCCCUCCGCCUCAACGCCACGCGCAACAUCGUCCCCGCCGUCUCCCCCACGGGCGCCCUCACGGCCCGCGAGGUCCUGGUCGAGGGACACUCGUGGGGCGAGCUCGACGAUCCGUUCUCCAUCGCCAACAAGCACGCCUUCGAUCGGCUGUUCGUCGCAGACUGCCUCUGGAUGCCCUGGCAGCACGCCAACUUGCAAAAGUCCAUUGCCUGGUUCAUGCGAGAAGGCUCCGAGUCCCGGUGCUGGGUCGUGGCCGGAUUUCACACGGGACGGCCCAAGAUGCGCGGCUUCUUCGAGGAGGCGGGCCUGGCGGACGCCGGGCUCGAGGUCGAGUCCAUUUGGGAGCGGGACUGCGACGGCGAGGAGCGGGAGUGGGCUUGGGACCGCGGUAUCGAGGACGUGACGAUCCGAAAGAGGUGGUUGACUAUUGCGGUGCUUAAACGCAAGGCUGCCGCGUGA
Molecule: messenger RNA, 906 nt
Organism: Colletotrichum abscissum
Lineage: Eukaryota; Fungi; Ascomycota; Sordariomycetes; Glomerellales; Glomerellaceae
Product: nicotinamide N-methyltransferase
Exons: 1
Coding region: 1-906 (301 amino acids)
Source: RefSeq, a predicted model, not a curated record